Messenger RNA from Sceloporus undulatus (fence lizard), 1050 nucleotides. Its product is annotated as testis-specific serine/threonine-protein kinase 6-like. The record is from RefSeq and is a predicted model, not a curated record. Lineage: Eukaryota; Metazoa; Chordata; Lepidosauria; Squamata; Phrynosomatidae. The transcript has a single exon. The coding region runs from base 90 to 923 and encodes 277 amino acids. Gene Ontology annotation, cellular component: cytoplasm. Gene Ontology annotation, molecular function: tau-protein kinase activity; ATP binding; protein serine/threonine kinase activity. Gene Ontology annotation, biological process: protein phosphorylation; microtubule cytoskeleton organization; intracellular signal transduction.
GUGAAGGUCUAGAGAUAUCAAUCACAAUGGGGUAAAGCAUUUAAUCCCAGGAAGAAAACCAAAGGCCUUUUCAGCCUUACCGGAUCAUCAUGUCAAGGGCUUCCAAAGGAGAUAAACUUCUGACUGACCUGGGUUACAAGCUGGGCCAGACCCUGGGGGAAGGCAGCUAUUCCAAAGUGAGAGUGGCCACCUCUGCCAAAUACAAGGGACCCCUGGCCAUCAAAAUGGUGGACCGACGUCGAGCACCCCGGGAUUUUGUUGAGAAGUUCCUGCCGCGGGAGCUCUCCAUCUUGCGAGGGAUUCGGCACCCACACAUCGUCCGGGUCUACGAGUUCAUUGAAGUCUGCAAUGGGACACUCUACAUCGUGAUGGAAGCAGCCUCGACAGACCUGCUACAAAUGGUGCAGCAAGUGGGGAAACUGCCCUGUACUCCUCAAGCCCGGGACAUCUUUGCCCAAGUGGUGGGUGCUGUCCGCUACCUCCAUGACAGACAUUUGGUGCACCGGGACCUCAAGUGUGAGAAUGUGUUGCUCACGUCUGAUGGCCGGCGAGCCAAACUGACCGAUUUUGGCUUUGGCAAAGAGUCCCGUGGAUACCCAGAACUGAGUACCACCUACUGUGGAUCAGCUGCCUAUGCCUCCCCGGAGGUACUGAUGGGCAUUCCCUAUGAUUCCAAAAAGUAUGAUAUAUGGAGCUUAGGUGUCAUGCUGUAUGUGAUGAUAACUGGUUGCAUGCCGUUUGAUGAUACUCACAUCCAUAGCAUGCCUUGCCGCCAGAAGAAAGGAGUCGUGUUUCCAGAGGAUCUUCCCUGUUUAUCUGAACCCUGCAAAGCUCUCAUAACUCAGCUGCUCCAGUUCAGUCCAGAAUCCCGGCCCUGUGCAGGACAAGUCUCUAAGAAUAACUGGCUGAAGGGGGAAACAUAAAGGCGCUACUUGGAGACCCUGGCAUUGGUGCUAGUUGCAGAUGCUUCAAGAAGGGUGAAGUGGGGAAUAUAUCAUGUUAACAACAGAAAUGUAUAGCUGCAAAAAAAGAAGUUUCUGGGAUGUUUAC